This is a messenger RNA of Mesorhabditis spiculigera, 1515 nucleotides long. Lineage: Eukaryota; Metazoa; Nematoda; Chromadorea; Rhabditida; Rhabditidae. The record is from the annotation of a GenBank genome assembly.
AUGACGGCCCGCGCCUCUAAACUCGGCCGAUUUCUGCGAAAAUCCGAAAAUAUCUUGUUGCUGUUGACGGUGGGCUCGGUGGUGGUCGGGUGCUUGUUGGGUACCCUCUUGAGAUAUGCCCAUCCCAGCGCUGAAGCCAUCCGAUACAUCGGAUUUCCGGGCGAACUGUUCAUGAACAUGUUAAAGUGUAUGAUAUUGCCGUUGAUAGCGAGCAGUUUGAUCUCUGGACUUGCCGAACUUGACGGGAGAACCUCCGGCAAAGUUGGAACAAGGGCCAUUUUGUACUAUGUACUGACGACAACGCAUGCAGUUAUUCUCGGCAUCAUCCUGGUGAUGGUGAUCCACCCCGGGGACCCGAAGAUCAAGGACGAAUACUCGGGGCCUAGAGAAGAUGUGUCCAUAGACAAGGCGACCGCUACGGACAAGUUUUUGGACUUGAUAAGGAACAUGUUCCCCGAAAACAUCAUCCGAGCCCUAUUCUCCCAACAACAUACCGUAUACGUCACCAAAAAGCCUGUAAAUAACGGGACGACCACUGAAGUCCCAGAAGUCCAAUAUCAAGAGGGGAUGAAUGUGCUUGGUCUGAUCAUCUUCUGCAUCGUGCUGGGCAUCGUCAUCUCCCGGGUGGGCGCAAAGGCGCGGCCGCUUCGAAAUCUGUUCAAAUCGCUUGAUGUCGUCAUCACGCGCAUGGUGACGCUUAUCAUGUGGAUCGGCCCUGUCGGCAUCGCGUCGUUGAUCGCCUCGAAGAUGCUCAGCAUACCGAACUUGGCGGAGACGGCGCGGAUGCUGGCGAUGUACAUGUUGACCGUCAUUGCGGGCCUCGCCAUCCAAGCCUUCAUCACCCUCCCGCUCAUCUAUUUCGUGGCUACGCGCCACAAUCCGUACACCUUCCUCAAGGGCCUCGGUCAGGCCGUACUGACGGCGUUGGGCACGUCUUCAAGUGCCGCCACACUUCCCGUAACAUUCGGAUGUUUGAACAAGAUUGGAAUCGACGAGCGCAUUACGAAAUUUGUGCUGCCGGUUGGCUCGAUGGUUAAUAUGGACGGAACUGCCCUGUACGAAGCCGUGGCCUCGAUUUUCAUUGCCCAAAUGAACGGCUUGAAUAUGGGCAUCGGCCACGUGGUUACGGUAAGCAUCACCGCAACGCUGGCAUCAAUCGGAGCAGCAUCAAUUCCAUCUGCGGGUCUCGUCACGAUGAUGAUUGUACUCACAGCGCUCGAAUUGCCCACCGAUGAUAUUUCUUUGAUCAUCGCCGUGGACUGGUUGCUUGAUCGACUACGCACGUCAGUGAAUGUGAUUGGCGACGCGUUCGGCUGCGGUUUUGUUUACCAUUUAUGCAAGCAUGAGCUUGAUCAUCUACCGCCACCCGACGACGCCGAAAUCGACGAGAUGCUCAAGGAGCACGGCGUCGACCUCGCCGAAUUCCACGCCAACGACACCAAAAAGUGCCCGUUAAACGGUGGAUUUUCGGCUGUAAAUGGGAAUCUGCGGGAGCCAUCCGUGACCAGCCAAGUA